This is a messenger RNA of Mytilus trossulus (common blue mussel), 2470 nucleotides long. RefSeq names its product neuroendocrine convertase 2-like. Gene Ontology annotation, biological process: protein processing. The coding region runs from base 22 to 2301 and encodes 759 amino acids. Gene Ontology annotation, cellular component: extracellular region; Golgi membrane; trans-Golgi network. The transcript has 19 exons. The record is from RefSeq and is a predicted model, not a curated record. Gene Ontology annotation, molecular function: serine-type endopeptidase activity; peptidase inhibitor activity. NCBI's taxonomy places the organism in Eukaryota, Metazoa, Mollusca, Bivalvia, Mytilida, Mytilidae.
UCUUAUACUAAUAAAUAUGACAUGAACGUAUUAACAGCUUGGGAAAGCUGUGUAAACGGUACUGGCGUGACCGUGGGUGUAGUAGACAAUGGUAUACAGGACCACGCUGACCUUAAUAUUGAUAGGAAUCUGGAUGCUGGUUAUACAAACAAAAGUAAACAAGGGAAUCCAACUCGGUCACGACAGUCAUUUUGGACUAGACCAAUGUCUGCUGCUACACGGAGAAGACAACAUCAAGCAUCACUUAAACAUGGCACACGAGUAGCCGGCAUUGUGGCAGCAAAGAAGAAUGGCCAGGGCACUAUUGGAAUUGCAUUUGGAGCUACACUUGUUGAUGUAAGAAUAGCAUCAACCUCUGUUAUUAAGACAUUCAAUGCGAGUCUGCUGAAACAUAAAUCUGAUGUAAUAGAUGUAUACAGCUGUAAUUUGGCCAAUUUCCAUACUGGGAAAAAAACAUAUCCGUUGACAGCAAAUCAAGAAAAAGCUUUCCAAGAAGGAACAACUUAUGGUAGGCAAGGUCGUGGUUCUGUGUAUGUUUCUACUACAGGAAAUAGUGGUGCAAAGAGAAAGAACCUUUUCCGUGAUAGCUGUGCUUAUGACAGAUUAGUAACCAAUAGAUACGUUAUUUCAGUGGCAGGUAUUCAGCACAAUCUUAGAAAAGUUCCUAACGGAAAAGCUUGCAGUGCUAUGAUGGUUGCAGCUUUUACCACAAAACCAGGUGUAAAGAAAAAUCCUAGAGUUAAAGUGAUAACAACAACAGAUAUUGUCAACAAAACGACAAGGCAUUUUAACCAGAAUUCCGCAGCAGCACCUAUGGUAUCCGGUGCAGUAGCUCUUGCUCUAAGUGCAAAUUCAUUUUUAACAUAUCGGGACAUUAUGCAUUUGCUGGUAAACACUGCAAGAAGUGAUCUCGUAAACAAUAAAAACAAAAACAAGUUCCUUACAAAUGCUGCUGGAUUUAACGUAUCAUCAUACUUUGGAUUUGGUUUACUUGAUAUUGGCGCCCUCGUCGAAAGAAGUAAAACCUGGGAACUAGUACCUGACAGACAAAGUUGUCAUUCAACAGAAGUUGUUGACAAUCCAAUGAGCGACGACGACAAUUAUUUGGUGGUUAAGGUCAGUGGAUGCAAUGUUACUUAUGUAGAACAUGUUGAAGUAUCAUUAAUUGUCACCCAUCAACAUGUAGGACAUAUACAGUGGACUCUGGUAUCGCCGAAUAGAACAAAAUCAAUUAUCCUUCCGGGCAGAUUUCUCGAUCAGACGACAACAAUGAACUUAACUGUUUUAACCGUUCAAAUGUGGGGAGAAAAUCCUGAAGGAUACUGGAAAUUAAAACCCAAACCUAUGUUUGGUAAAACUCUAAAUAAAGGUACUGUAAGAUCAGUGAAACUUUUGAUUCAUGGAUAUAAUUGUGGAAAUAAAUGCAAAUUACAACCUGCACAACAAGAUUUGGUAAAUUGGAAAAAAUGGUCCCGAUUGUCAGAGUGUACAGUCUCAUGUGGAAAUAAAACAAGAAGUAGACAUUGUAACGACAACAAUAAUCAAAAAUAUUGUUCUGGCAAAAAUUUUGAGACAGUCCCAUGCGACCAAAGUGAAUGUAAAGAUAAAGAAAUAUCUGAAGUUCAAUCUGGCGAAUGUCCAUUGCCAUCUCUAUUAAUAAGCAGAUGUGUAGAACAAUGUUCGGAUGACAGUGAUUGUUCUGUAAAACAAAAAUGUUGUAACAAUGGAUGUGGGCAUACAUGUGAGACGUCAUUAGCAAACAUAUGGAGUGAUUGGUCACAAUGGUCACAAUGCACCGUUACUUGUGGAUCUGGCAACAGUGUACGUCAAAGACAAUGCAGCACUGGUACAUGUAGUGGUGAUACUAGUCAAACAGAUCAAUGUUUCACUAAGUGUCCACCAAACAACAUCUGGGGCGAAUGGUCACAAUGGUCCGAAUGCGUUCGUGAAAGACAAUGCACUGGUACAUGUAGUGGUACUAGAUGUGAAAUAAAGAACAACUGUUCCCCUAAUUGUUCAGCUGACAGAAGACGGUUCAAAAGGUCAUUAGGUAUAGUUGAGUGCAACGGAGAACGCCCAAAAGUUGUCUUCGGUAUUGAUAUCGGGGAAUCAUGUAACUAUCUCAAGAUGUGUGGACGCAGUAUUGAAUAUGUAAAUGGAUUGGCAGUACUAGCUGAUUGUUGCAAUGUGCAGAUUACGUCGCCGCGUGUUUAUCAGUGCAUUUGCUGUCCCUGGGCGUCAGUCAUCAAUCUGAGUGGAACAGAAUGCCAUUGUACAAAACUUAGUUACGUUAGACAGUAAACGAUAUAUGUGGAAGAAUGUGUACAUAUACAAAAACGGAACGAUACAAUGUAAACGACUUGAUAAAGUUAUUUGGGUGAAAUGACAGAUACAAAUACAUGUAUAACUAUAUUAAGUAAAUGAUGUUAUGGUAUGAACUUAAAAACUAAAUAUGAGAAUGUUUCAACAA